AUGCAACAGCAAUCAGCCAUUGGUCUGUGUGUCAAUUUUAAUGAUGAUCCCAAUGUGAACGGAACGAGUUUAUUUUCUCUGUUAAAAUACUAUACACUCAUUAAUCGUUACAUUGUCAUUUUAACUCCGUCAGUAUUUAAAGGUUUAUCGGUUAAAAAUCAACAAAUUUUACGAAAGUUCAAUGUCAAACAAACAACAACAAUGAAACGAAGGUAUAAUGAGCACAUAAUUCUAACACAGUAUGAUCACGUCAAGCCAGUAGAAAGACUCUAUGGCUUUGGAAACAUUAUGACUCAGUCACGAGCCGAUGUUGUCUACAUUCCAUUCGCUGACAAUCAAUUAUCAACAUUUAUAAAUAUAACAGAUGAAAUUCUAACAUAUCUUCCAAAAACAUUUUGCGAAAUAAUCAUAUCGAUCCUUAUUGAUCUGACGGGUGCCGUCAGUAAACAUUGGCCAUAUCAAAAUGAUCGUAUACAGUUUAACUCGACAGUGAAUCGCUUAAACAAUAUAUCAAUUCAAAGAGAAAUGGAAGAGAAAAAUGAAACAACUGCCAGCCGAUAUCCGUAUAACACAAGCGUCUAUCAGUAUCGUCCAUGUUUACUUAAUAUACGAGGUUAUAUUAUCCAUCAGCGUGAUUAUCGACCAGUAUAUGAAGCGUAUUUAACCGAUAACAAACAUGAAUUUAUUCAUCCGUUAAAAUUAUCUAACACACGACAUUGGUAUUAUCGACUGUGGCAUAGAGCAAUGGACAAACAGAUUGUAGACCUAAAACACUAUCAAGAAAAAUUCCGACAUCACUCUACCACAAGACAAAACAAAUGA
Messenger RNA from Didymodactylos carnosus, 822 nucleotides. The record is from the annotation of a GenBank genome assembly. Lineage: Eukaryota; Metazoa; Rotifera; Eurotatoria; Philodinida; Philodinidae.